CUAAAUUCGAUUCUUUAUCGCAAAAGAUCUCCAAAACCCUGAAAAUUUGAGUGCCCAUUUCCCAAGGAACCAUGACGGCGGUCCUCCGCUCACCAUCUUCCUCGCCCUCUUCAUCUUCUCAUCCUCCUCCUCCGCCUCCAUUGUUUCGGGCUUUUGCAGACGGAGAAGAUGAAGGCAAUGGAGAUGCUAAAGAGAGAGAUGAGAUAUCUCUGUUGGCUCUUCUACUGGCUUUUUUCAGAAAGAGUUUCUGGUUGGCUUGCAAGACGGACAGGGGGGAGCUCUGCGAUCCCGCUUCUUCUGGCGGCAUGGAGAUUGGAUGGCCCACUAAUGUGCGCCAUGUUGCACACGUCACCUUCGAUAGAUUUAAUGGGUUUCUUGGUUUGCCUGUGGAGUUUGAGCCUGAGGUUUCCAGAAGGGCCCCUAGUGCAAGUGCCACCGUUUUUGGAGUGUCAACCGAAUCAAUGCAAUUAUCAUUUGAUUCGAGAGGGAACAGCAUUCCAACUAUUCUCAUACUCAUGCAAAGGUGUCUUUAUGCUCAAGGGGGCCUGCAGGCAGAAGGGAUUUUCAGAAUAAAUGCAGAGAAUGGGCAGGAGGAACACGUAAGAGAGCAACUAAACAGAGGAGUAAUCCCUCAAGGCAUUGAUGUGCACUGUUUGGCAGGCCUUAUCAAGGCUUGGUUCCGCGAACUGCCAAACGGGGUGUUGGACUCUCUAUCUCAGGAGCAGGUAAUCCAAUGCCAGUCUGAAGAGGAUUGUACUGCACUGGUCAGACUCCUGCGGCCCACAGAAGCUUCUCUGCUGGAUUGGGCCAUCAACUUGAUGGCUGAUGUUGUCCAAGAAGAAGCCCGCAAUAAGAUGAACGCACGGAACAUAGCCAUGGUGUUUGCUCCAAACAUGACUCAGAUGGCAGACCCAUUGACUGCACUCAUGUAUGCAGUCCAGGUGAUGAACUUCUUGAAAAUGCUUAUCGAGAAGACAUUACGAGAAAGAAAAGAUUCUACUGUGGACCCAGAACCGGGUCCCGGCAUGGAUCCAUCCGGGGAGAACGGUCACCAGAAUCCUCCCAACCUCAUCCUGCAGGAGGACACAUGCAACCCGACCGACGAAGAAUACCUCAGUUACUCAGAUUCAUCCGAUGAAUCCGAAACCAGAGAGAUGGGUGUUUUGGACGGUUGGAUGAUGUCCAAAGAGCAGAGGGACAGGAAAUUAUUGGGUCAUCAGUCUAGCGGUGUGGUGGGAAGUGAUGACAGCAACAACAAAUGCAGAGGAGUUAACAAUUUGAGCCGUAUCAGUUCCACGACAGAGUGGAUAGAAGCAUGGAGGUAAUGAGAUGUCACCUUCUUCUUCUUCUCUGUUUGGCUGUGGAAAACUGUGAAGCUGUACGUGCUCGGUUGUUUUAGUGUUGAGUGGUUUUAC
This is a messenger RNA of Cuscuta campestris, 1415 nucleotides long. The record is from the annotation of a GenBank genome assembly. NCBI's taxonomy places the organism in Eukaryota, Viridiplantae, Streptophyta, Magnoliopsida, Solanales, Convolvulaceae.